AUUGUCCGGCUCGGGCGGCGCCGGGCCUCGGGACGGCAGGAUGUACCCCCAGGGGAGGCACCCGACCCCGCUGCAGCCCGGCCAGCCCUUCAAGUUCUCCAUCCUGGAGAUCUGCGACCGCAUCAAGGAGGAGUUCCAGUUCCUGCAGGCGCAGUACCACAGCCUCAAGCUGGAAUGCGAGAAGCUGGCCAGUGAGAAGACCGAGAUGCAGCGGCAUUAUGUUAUGUACUACGAAAUGUCCUACGGGCUCAACAUCGAGAUGCAUAAGCAGGCAGAGAUUGUGAAGCGGCUCAGUGGCAUCUGUGCCCAGAUCAUCCCCUUCCUGACCCAGGAGCACCAGCAGCAGGUUCUCCAGGCGGUGGAGCGGGCCAAGCAGGUGACGGUGGGGGAGCUGAACAGCCUCAUCGGGCAGCAGCUCCAGCCGCCGUCCCACCACGCCCCCCCUGUGCCCCUCACCCCUCGCCCGGCUGGGCUGGUGGGCAGCAGUGCCACCGGGCUGCUCGCCCUGUCCGGAGCGCUGGCCGCCCAGGCUCAGCUGGCAGCCGCCGCCAAGGAGGAUCGAGCCGGCGCAGAGGCCGAGGGGCCCAGAGUGGAGAGAGCCCCGAGCCGGACGGCGUCCCCCUCGCCCCCCGAGAGUCUGGUGGAGGAGGAGCGACCCAGUGGCCCUGGCGGCAGCGGGAAGCAGAGAACCGAGGAGAAGGACCUGUCGGGACCUUAUGAGAGCGACGAGGACAGGAGUGACUACAACCUGGUGGUGGACGAGGACCAGCCCUCAGAGCCCCCCAGUCCAGCUACCACCCCCUGUGGAAAGGCACCCAUCUGUGUCCCUGCCCGUCGGGAUCUUGUGGACAGUCCGGCCUCCUUGGCCUCUAGUCUUGGCUCACCGCUCCCUAGACCCAAGGAGCUUGUCUUGAACGACCUGCCGGCGGGCACCCCUGCCUCCAAGUCCUGCGACUCCUCCCCACCCCAGGACGCACCCACCCCAGGGCCCAGCUCCGCCAGUCACCUCUGCCCACUGGCCGCCAAGCCCGCGCCGUCCACAGACAGCAUCGCCCUGAGGAGCCCCCUGGCCCUGUCCAGCCCCUUCACCACGUCCUUCAGCCUGGGCUCCCACAGCACCCUCAACGGGGACCUCUCCAUGCCCAGCUCCUACGUCAGCCUCCACCUGUCCCCCCAGGUCAGCAGCUCCGUGGUGUACGGACGCUCCCCCAUGAUGGCAUUUGAGUCCCACCCCCAUCUCCGAGGGUCGUCCAUCUCUUCCUCCCUGCCCAGCAUCCCUGGGGGAAAGCCGGCCUACUCCUUCCACGUGUCUGCGGACGGGCAGAUGCAGCCGGUGCCCUUCCCCUCGGACGCCCUGGUGGGCACGGGCAUCCCGCGGCACGCGCGGCAGCUGCACACGCUGGCGCACGGCGAGGUGGUGUGCGCAGUCACCAUCAGCGGCUCCACGCAGCACGUGUACACGGGCGGCAAGGGCUGCGUGAAGGUGUGGGACGUGGGCCAGCCGGGCGCCAAGACGCCGGUGGCCCAGCUCGACUGCCUGAACCGGGACAACUACAUUCGUUCCUGCAAGCUGCUGCCUGACGGCCGGAGUCUAAUCGUGGGUGGCGAAGCCAGCACUUUGUCCAUUUGGGACCUGGCGGCGCCCACCCCCCGCAUCAAGGCCGAGCUGACCUCCUCCGCCCCGGCCUGCUACGCCCUGGCGGUCAGCCCCGACGCCAAGGUCUGCUUCUCCUGCUGCAGCGACGGCAACAUCGUGGUGUGGGAUCUGCAGAACCAGACCAUGGUCAGGCAGUUCCAGGGCCACACCGAUGGUGCCAGCUGCAUCGACAUCUCUGACUACGGCACUCGGCUGUGGACUGGCGGCCUGGACAACACGGUGCGCUGCUGGGACUUGCGGGAGGGGCGACAGCUGCAGCAGCACGACUUCAGCUCCCAGGCCGCAGGAGGCUGGGGUGGAGCUGGCCCGUGGCUCCUGGUGCCCAGGACCGGCUCGGUGCAGAGCAGUGGGAACGCAUCCUUUCAGAUCUUCUCCCUGGGCCACUGCCCCAACCAGGACUGGCUGGCCGUGGGCAUGGAGAGCAGCGGCGUGGAGGUCCUGCACGUGCGCAAGCCCGAGAAGUACCAGCUGCACCUGCACGAGAGCUGCGUGCUGUCGCUCAAGUUCGCCUCCUGCGGGCGCUGGUUCGUGAGCACCGGGAAGGACAACCUGCUCAACGCCUGGAGGACGCCCUACGGAGCCAGCAUCUUCCAGUCCAAGGAGUCGUCCUCCGUGCUGAGCUGUGACAUCUCCAGGAACAACAAGUACAUCGUGACCGGCUCGGGGGACAAGAAGGCCACCGUGUACGAGGUGGUCUACUGAGGACCUGGGGGCCCCUCCGCUGGCUGCAGGCCACCUUCUUCCCCGCUGGGGACGUGGGGGUGGGCUCCAGGGAAAUAAAGGUUUUCAUCACUCG
This is a messenger RNA of Marmota flaviventris (yellow-bellied marmot), 2453 nucleotides long. It is a transcript of the gene Tle2, whose product is annotated as TLE family member 2, transcriptional corepressor. The record is from RefSeq and is a predicted model, not a curated record. Lineage: Eukaryota; Metazoa; Chordata; Mammalia; Rodentia; Sciuridae. Gene Ontology annotation, biological process: regulation of DNA-templated transcription; negative regulation of canonical Wnt signaling pathway. Gene Ontology annotation, molecular function: protein binding; transcription corepressor activity. Gene Ontology annotation, cellular component: transcription regulator complex; nucleus.